CUAAACACUGCAAAUCGGAGAGAUAGAAGCUAUAUAUACAUAUACAUAUAUAUACAUAAUCUCGCCGGAAAAUUUAUGCCUAUAAUAUUUUACGUAUCAAACUUCGUAAAAACGAUAGAGGAGGGUCGUGAGAGGUCUAGGAAUACUUCCCAAUAAAUUCCAGACCGAUUCGUAGUCACCGGAGCAUCCUAGAGGUCGCCGGAGUUGCAAGCCAUGGAAAUGGGUCUUCAGCAAAAGCGGACAAUUGGCCGUAGAUAGGGGUGGAGGAGCUUCGUCUCGACGUGAGGAUCAUUUUGCAACUUGAAUCGUUGAAAUCCGUUACCUAUGAUUAUGAUUAUGAAGAUUGAUGUACUUGCUGCCCGAGCGUUCCGCUAGUUGCACACGUUUGAUUAAUUAUUGUUGUUUAAAUUUGUAAUCCAUAAACUUUGUUUAAGUUUUAUCUGAUGACUACUUGAAUUAAUGGUGGAUAGCCUGUGCACUCAAUCAUGUAUAGGUUGAGUGUGGCGGUGACACACCUAUUUUUCCAUCAAAGACUUCCGCUGUACUCUAAAUAUGUUUUAUAAUAAAGAUGUUUUCAUUUCAAAAUGUUAUUUUAUUUUGGUGGGAAAAAUGGGGGUGUUACAUUCUUAUAUUGAUAGGCUCGUGAAGUUUACCAGCAUUCAGUUCGAGCAAUUAGAAAGGACAAACACCCGAAAUUUCUGAGAUGGGGUUGUGGUUUUGGUCCGACAUCUUAUUUGGCCGAGAGUUAUGUUUGCUUCAUGUGAGCGUGUAUUUUGUUCUUCACCUAGCAAUGUCUGGAGGUUGUGUCUUCCUCAUCGGUGUAAUCGAUCGAGUGGUUCAUUAUUCAUGGUUGACAAGACAAGUUUAUUCUGAAUCUCCAAUUACUCGCCCUCCUCCUGAGCCACCGCCUUACUCGAAGAAAAAGAUAGCGUUCAACAAGAUCUCCUUUUCGGUGGCUUGUCAAACUGAUGAUCCAAACAAUUUCCGCCCAAUUGAAUUUCCUUUGUUGGUUGAUGGUCAAACCAAUUCCCCUGUUCCGGUGGCCGGUGAAGCCGGAUCUUAUUGUUGCAAUUUUUUAUUUUCUCUUUGGAGUAGCAAGAAGAGCAGCAACACUGUUAGACUAGACUACAUUAUUGCGAGAUUAGCGAUCUAGAAGGAUUCAUUGAAUCUUUUCCGUUCUAUGUCUCAUCCCAAUGUAGCCUUAGGCUACUCGUUCUCUUGUAUCUUUGCUAUCUUUUAUUAAUAUAUUGGUUAUUUGAUUUAAAAAAAAAAGUCAAAUGUUACUACCCCGUUCCUAAAUAUCCUCCCCGGUUUGAC
Messenger RNA from Cuscuta epithymum, 1317 nucleotides. NCBI's taxonomy places the organism in Eukaryota, Viridiplantae, Streptophyta, Magnoliopsida, Solanales, Convolvulaceae. The record is from the annotation of a GenBank genome assembly.